Messenger RNA from Rana temporaria (common frog), 1399 nucleotides. RefSeq names its product transgelin 2 (gene TAGLN2). Gene Ontology annotation, molecular function: protein binding. Lineage: Eukaryota; Metazoa; Chordata; Amphibia; Anura; Ranidae. The transcript is spliced from 5 exons. Bases 123 to 716 code for a protein of 197 amino acids. The record is from RefSeq and is a predicted model, not a curated record.
UCUUUUUUUUUUUGGGGCAGGGCUGAGCUCUAGAGAGAGACUCAGACACACAGUGACUCCAGUGCUGUUUCCUGCUGCCUGGGUGAGAGUCAAGAGAUCACCACUACACAACACUUUACAAAAUGGCAAACAAAGGACCAUCCUACGGACUGAGCAGAGAAGUCCAGAUGAAGAUUGACCUGAAGUACGACCCGGAGCUGGAGAUCAUCCUGGUGCAAUGGAUUGUUGCUCAGUGCGGCACUCAGUUCGGCGAACCCGAGGAGGCUGGGAAAGUUGGCUUUCAGAAGUGGCUGAAGGACGGCGUGAUCUUAUGUCACCUGAUCAACUCCCUGGCUCCGGGUUCAGUGGCCAAAAUCCAGACCUCCAGCAUGGCCUUCAAACAGAUGGAGCAAGUGUCCCAGUUCCUGAAGGCCAGCGAGAAAUACGGAAUACUGGCUGCUGACCAAUUCCAGACCGUCGACUUGUGGGAAGGAAAGGACAUGGCCACCGUCCAGCGGAAUUUGAUGAACUUGGGCAGUUUAGCCGUUACAAAGGGCGACGGGCAUUUCAAAGGAGACCCCAACUGGUUCCCCAAGAAAUCCAUGGAGAACAGGCGCGGAUUCACCCAAGACAAAUUAAAAGAAGGCCAAAGCGUCAUCGGUCUACAGAUGGGCACCAACAAGGGCGCCUCCCAGUCCGGAAUGACCGGUUACGGCAUGCCCAGGCAAAUCCUCUGAACACCAAAAAAGACCAACAAGAAAACCCCCCAUGGCCAGAAUCGGGACACGUCAAGCACUCAUCUCCUAGCCGUCUCCUCUCUCUGCUCUUCAAGGACACCGUCUCGGCCUUCGCUCAACGUGAUCGGCAAGACGGAAGAGUCCAAUCCUUUCUCAUCGGUUGUCCUCCAUUGCAUGUGAUUGUUUAGACCAGGAUCAAAAAGAAGCCUUUUUUGUUUUUAUUAUGUCCACCAGGGGGGGAAAUUUAUUUAAUUGUGAGGGGGGGGGGGUGUAGGAUUUUUUUUUUUAAGUUUUUUGGGUGUUCGGCAAUGCCUUAACAUUCCACAUGUGCCUGCUACUUUUUUUUUAUAGUCUUGUGACCAAAAUUAAGCCUUACGAUAAAGUUGUGUUUUUUUUUUUUCUUUUUAACGAUUUUGUUUGGUUUCUGAUUUUGUGGCCGGUGAUAUUUCCCCAUGCUGCUUUACAAAGCUUAUCGCGGUCGCUGGCGGUGAAACCAGAAUUGGCGCAAAUAAAAGAGAGAGAAAAAAAAAAGGGAACAAGAGUUUUAGCCGUAGAUUCGUUCUUGAUAAAAAGGACUGGGGUGGGACCUUCGCAUCCUUUUUUGGUUCUGCUGUCUGAUCUCCAGAUCCGUUACUGAAAAAUAUAUUUCUGAUCCGAAUAAAGACCAAUCUAUGUUUAUAAAA